Ailuropoda melanoleuca (giant panda) is the source of this 4161-nucleotide messenger RNA. RefSeq names its product integrin subunit beta 1 (gene ITGB1). The transcript is spliced from 16 exons. The coding region runs from base 16 to 2991 and encodes 991 amino acids. NCBI's taxonomy places the organism in Eukaryota, Metazoa, Chordata, Mammalia, Carnivora, Ursidae. Gene Ontology annotation, molecular function: C-X3-C chemokine binding; fibronectin binding; collagen binding involved in cell-matrix adhesion. Gene Ontology annotation, cellular component: cell surface; focal adhesion; synapse. Gene Ontology annotation, biological process: cell adhesion mediated by integrin; cell-matrix adhesion; cell-cell adhesion. The record is from RefSeq and is a predicted model, not a curated record.
CGCGGCCCGGGAGGAAUGCGUUUCCGGAGGGAGAGCGCGGCCGUGGCGGCCAGAGAAGAGGAUCGGCCGCGCCGAGGAGGCGGUGCCGCGGGGGUCGUUUCCUGCCGGGAGGCGGUGCCGGGCCGCCGAGUCUCCUCCUCCCACCCCCCAGGAGGAGGAGCCGCCGCCGCCCGCCGCGCCCGAGACCCGGGAGGCCCAGGCCCCGCGUGUCGGGGGCGGGGGACGUUGGGGCCGGGUGGGCCGCCGGGGCCGCGGCGUGGGUGGGGGCGGAAUCCUGCCCUGGGGCGGGAGAGGAAGUGCGGGCCGGCGGCCGCGCUCCCGGCGUCUCCCGCGGCCCUUCCUGCCCUUCCCAGGCGCGGGCGUCCCGAGGGCGCGGAGCCGGCCCUGCGCCGUUGCGAGUGGGAGGGUCGCCGGCCUGGGCGCUGUCACGUCGGGGCGGGGGUCGGCGGAGGACCCGGGCCAGUGACCGGCCCCCCCGGACACCUGCCAUUCAUAGCGAGCCUUGCCCGACUCGUGGCCUGGGCUGGGUUGAGCGAACUGACCCCGCGCGGCGCCCGGGUUUCCGUCCGCGGCUCCGGGCUCCGGCGCGUGCAGAUGAAUUUGCAACUGAUUCUCUGGAUUGGGCUGAUCAGUUCGAUUUGCUGUGUGUUUGGCCAAGCAGAUGAAAAUAGAUGUUUAAAAGCAAAUGCCAAAUCAUGUGGAGAAUGUAUACAAGCAGGGCCAAAUUGUGGAUGGUGUACAAAUUCAACGUUUUUACAAGAAGGAAUGCCUACUUCUGCACGGUGUGAUGAUUUAGAAGCUUUAAAAAAGAAGGGUUGCCAUCCAGAUGACAUAGAAAAUCCCAGAGGCUCCAAAGAUAUAAAGAAAAACAAAAAUGUAACCAACCGUAGCAAAGGAACAGCAGAGAAACUCCAGCCAGAAGAUAUUACUCAGAUCCAGCCUCAGCAGUUGGUUUUGCAAUUACGAUCAGGGGAGCCACAGACAUUUACAUUAAAAUUCAAGAGAGCUGAAGACUACCCCAUCGAUCUCUACUACCUUAUGGACCUCUCCUACUCUAUGAAAGAUGAUUUGGAGAAUGUUAAAAGUCUCGGAACGGAUCUCAUGAAUGAAAUGAGAAGGAUUACUUCAGACUUCAGAAUUGGAUUUGGCUCAUUUGUGGAGAAAACUGUGAUGCCUUACAUCAGUACAACACCAGCUAAGCUCAGGAACCCUUGCACAAGUGAGCAGAACUGUACCAGCCCAUUUAGCUACAAGAAUGUGCUCAGUCUUACUGAUAAAGGGGAGGUAUUUAAUGAACUUGUUGGUAAACAGCGCAUAUCUGGAAAUUUGGAUUCUCCCGAAGGUGGCUUUGAUGCAAUCAUGCAAGUUGCUGUUUGUGGAUCAUUGAUUGGCUGGAGGAAUGUCACACGGCUGCUGGUGUUUUCCACGGAUGCUGGGUUUCACUUUGCUGGAGAUGGCAAACUUGGUGGCAUUGUUUUACCAAAUGAUGGGCAGUGUCACCUGGAAAAUGAUGUGUACACAAUGAGCCAUUAUUAUGAUUAUCCUUCUAUUGCUCACCUCGUCCAGAAACUAAGUGAAAAUAACAUUCAGACAAUUUUUGCGGUUACGGAAGAAUUUCAGCCUGUUUACAAGGAACUGAAAAAUUUGAUCCCUAAGUCAGCAGUAGGAACAUUAUCUGCAAACUCCAGCAACGUGAUUCAGUUGAUUAUCGAUGCCUACAACUCCCUUUCCUCAGAAGUCAUUUUGGAAAACAGCAAAUUGCCAGAAGGAGUAACAAUAAAUUAUAAAUCUUACUGUAAGAAUGGGGUGAAUGGAACAGGGGAGAAUGGAAGAAAAUGUUCCAAUAUUUCCAUUGGAGAUGAGGUUCAGUUUGAAAUUAGCAUAACUUCAAAUAAAUGUCCAAAUAAGGAUUCUGAAACCAUUAAAAUUAAGCCUCUAGGCUUUACUGAAGAAGUAGAAGUUAUUCUUCAGUUCGUCUGUGAGUGUGAAUGCCAAAGUGAAGGCAUCCCUAGCAGUCCAAAGUGUCAUGAAGGAAAUGGAACAUUCGAGUGUGGAGCUUGCAGGUGCAACGAGGGACGUGUUGGUAGACAUUGCGAAUGUAGCACAGAUGAAGUGAACAGUGAAGAUAUGGAUGCUUACUGCAGGAAGGAGAACAGUUCGGAAAUCUGUAGUAACAAUGGAGAGUGUGUCUGUGGACAGUGUGUUUGUAGGAAGAGGGAUAAUACAAAUGAAAUUUAUUCUGGCAAAUUCUGCGAGUGUGAUAAUUUCAACUGCGAUAGAUCCAAUGGCUUAAUUUGUGGAGGAAAUGGCGUGUGCAAGUGUCGUGUGUGCGAGUGCAACCCCAACUACACUGGCAGUGCCUGUGACUGUUCUCUGGACACGACCUCGUGCCUGGCCACGAAUGGGCAGAUCUGCAACGGCCGGGGUGUGUGCGAGUGCGGGGCCUGUAAGUGCACCGACCCCAAGUUCCAGGGGCCAACCUGUGAGAUGUGUCAGACCUGCCUCGGUGUCUGUGCGGAACAUAAAGAAUGUGUUCAGUGCAGAGCCUUCAAUAAAGGAGAGAAGAAAGACACGUGUGCACAGGAAUGUUCACAUUUCAACAUUACCAAGGUUGAAAAUCGGGACAAAUUACCACAGCCAGGCCAGGUGGAUCCCCUGUCCCACUGUAAGGAGAAGGAUAUUGACGACUGCUGGUUCUAUUUCACAUAUUCAGUGAAUGGGAACAAUGAGGCCAUCGUCCAUGUUGUAGAGACUCCAGAGUGCCCCACUGGUCCAGACAUCAUUCCAAUUGUAGCUGGUGUGGUUGCUGGAAUUGUUCUUAUUGGCCUUGCAUUGCUGCUGAUUUGGAAGCUUUUAAUGAUAAUUCAUGACAGAAGGGAAUUUGCCAAAUUCGAAAAGGAAAAAAUGAAUGCCAAAUGGGACACGGGUGAAAAUCCUAUCUAUAAGAGUGCCGUGACAACUGUUGUCAAUCCGAAGUACGAGGGAAAAUGAGCACCACCCUUGCGGAUUCACGACACUGAAUUCAGAGUAGUAAUUUUCAUAGUCACAGUAAGGUAGCUUUAGGGCAAUAUCACCAUGGUUUCUCUCAUGUGCAGUUUUUGAAAAUGUACAAUAUGUAUAAUUUAAAUUUUUUUUUUAUUAUUUUGAAAAUAAUGUUAUAAUCAAUGCCAGGGACUGACAAAAAACUUGAGACAGGAUGGUUAUCCUCAUCAGCUAAGGUCACAUUGUGCCUUUUUGACCUUUUCCUCCUGGACUAUUGAAAUCAGCCUCUUACUGGAUUAAGUGAUAUUUCUAGAGUGAUUGAAAGGGCAGUAGUUAAAGUAAUGAGUAUGCUGAGAGUUUCUAUUAAUCAAGUAUUAAAAUUGAUUUUUAGCUUUACAGAUAUGUCAGGUUUUAGUUCCUCAGAAUCCAAAGUAAAUGUCCUACGUAGCUAGUUUAGAAUUGUUUUGAAUUUGUUAUUUUUCUCUUCGCCUAUUAGACAAGACUGAUGACAUAUCUGAAAGAUUGGGUAUAUUGGCAGUUACUGGUGUAAAAUAGUUUUGAAAUAUGUGAUCUACGGAGGCCGUGGGAAAAAUAAAGUUAGGAAGGGAAAACAUAGCUUUAAAACCUGUGUGCCAUUUUAAGAGUUAUUUAAUCUUGGUAACUCUUUGCCUUCUCUUUAGAAAUUCAAGACUUGGAUAAAAGUAUCGGGAAAUUUUCUGCAAAAAAGUCCUUAAUUUAGCAUCAUUUACAUAACGGCCUUAAUUUACAUAAUAUUUGCUGAAUUGAGGACCUUUGGGUGAAUUUAUUUUAUUCGUUGUAUUUUGUUUAAAGCCUGGUGCUUUUUAUCACCUCUUCUAAUCAUUUAGUGUAUUUGUUUGCAAUUUGGGGGUAAGACUUUUUUUUACCAGUACUUUUUCUUUGACAUUUCAGCUGUAAAUUUGCCUUUUUAAUGAACAUGUGAAGUUGUCCUUUGGCGUAGGUCACAGCCCUCACGUGUGCACGUCCCCCUUCAGCCCGCGCUCUAACAUACCCACUGUAUAUUCCCUUCUCACUGUUUGCCCGUUUUUGUUUCAUCCUAGUCACAUUCUUGUGUUAAGUGCCUUUUAAUUUUAACAGUUCACUUUUUACAUGCUGUUUACUGAAGUUAUUUAUUAAAUAAAUAUGCCGAAAAUAUGUAAA